GUUGUCCUCCUUUGCGCAAUUUUUACACACAGUACAUAUUUUAUAAAGAAAAAAAAAUGUGUAUAAAUGUAUUUAUUUGUAUAUGAGCGCACACCACGCUCCUUUUUGAACUUUUACAAUUCGUGAGGCAAACCGGUAUGCUUUAACCCCCCACGCACAGUGGCCUACAAAGUAGAGGCGCUUAGCCAUUUUGCAAUUCCAUGCGCAUUUGUGAAAGUCUUCCUCAUAAUCGAACAGGAGCGGUAAGAGUACACCAGCGCAAGAGCGGAAAAGGACGCCCCCACAGACAGACACCUAAACAUACAUACGUACGUACAGACGACGAUACCGUCGAGGAGCGAACAUGGGAGGGCCGCCCACCAUAGAGGAACUGAAAAGGGAAAAAAUUAUCCCCCACGUUUUUCCGGAUGAAAAUGUGGACUUGACUGUAGACAUGUACAUAAGUUUUAAAUCAGGAAAGGAGGUAAAUCAUGGGAACAUAUUAGAUUUGGCUGGCACCGGAAGUGUCCCUAGGAAUAUAAAAUUUUCAGAAGAACCCCCAGAGGAUUAUUGCUAUAUUUUGUUUAUGAUUGACCCGGACUUCCCCUCCAGAAGAAGACCAGAUGGAAGAGAUUACGUUCACUGGGCUGUGUCUGGGAUUAAAUCCAAGGAGCUAGUAAAAGGGACGGAUAAAAAUUGUAUUACCUUAUUGCCCUAUGUAGGCCCGUCUAUUAAGAAAGGAACCGGCCUCCACAGAAUCUCUUUCAUCCUUUCGUUAGUGAAGGAGGAAAAUAAGGGCAACGUUACCGGGGUGCCUCUCUACCGAGGCGAGCAUUACAUUACCAGAGUUAAAUUUAACAACUGCCAGUCGGCUUACAACGUCAUACAGAUGAAUGAUAUGAAAAUUGUGGGUUUUAACUGGUGCCAGAUAGAGGCGUAG
This is a messenger RNA of Plasmodium vivax (malaria parasite P. vivax), 919 nucleotides long. Its product is annotated as phosphatidylethanolamine-binding protein, putative. The record is from RefSeq and is a predicted model, not a curated record. NCBI's taxonomy places the organism in Eukaryota, Apicomplexa, Aconoidasida, Haemosporida, Plasmodiidae. The coding region runs from base 344 to 919 and encodes 191 amino acids. The transcript has a single exon.